Messenger RNA from Hemicordylus capensis (graceful crag lizard), 5397 nucleotides. RefSeq names its product SH3 domain binding kinase 1 (gene SBK1). Lineage: Eukaryota; Metazoa; Chordata; Lepidosauria; Squamata; Cordylidae. The record is from RefSeq and is a predicted model, not a curated record. Gene Ontology annotation, biological process: peptidyl-serine phosphorylation; peptidyl-threonine phosphorylation. Gene Ontology annotation, molecular function: protein serine/threonine kinase activity; ATP binding. The coding region runs from base 669 to 2072 and encodes 467 amino acids. The transcript has 4 exons.
UCAGUGCCCCAGGAAGGUGAGGAAACUUUCAUCCAGGGAAGCUCUCCCGGGCGUCCUGAAUCCUGAAAUAUUUGCCUCCCAGCUGGGUGUGGAGCCUCCUCUGAGCGCAGCCUCUUGGCAUGAAGCUGUGAGCAUGUGGCCCCAGUGCCUCACCGCUGCUCCCGCGAAGCGCCGUAGCACACGGUGAAGAGGAGACGUGGCCUGUCCUGGGUGCGGAUUCCGCCUGGCCAGGCUCCUCAGCCGGCGCCUGUGGACUUCUCCACUUCCUGGGCUUGCUCUCGGAGGGUUCCUGCUCGCCACACACCAUUUGUCGACGGCAAGGCUCCUGGACUCACCGCCGGAGUGGCCGAGAAGACGGGCCUCGUCUGGUCGUUAUGGAGAGGCCUCUCGGGGGUCCUGCCAAGUGAGGAGAAACAGGGUGGGAGGGGAGGAUUGUGAGGAACGCUCUCGAGUCUCCUCAGGGCUCUCGUGACCAACCGUCGAGCUGCCCAUGAUGGCACAGCUAACGAGGCAGUGACUUCCCCUCGCUUCGGUAGUGACUUCCUCGCUUCGGUAGUGACUUCCCCUCGCUUCGGCCUCGAACCGUCAUCUCUCUAGCACUGGGGGUGAACUGGUCCAGCUCCUCGCAAGGCAGGCAACCUCUCCACAGGAGGCACUGCGGACUUUGCAUGCAGGAGAUAACGGUGAGGAGAGGCCAAGGCACAAGAUGCUUGCCGGGACAGCUGGCCGUGGCCACCGCCUCUCCCAAAGAAAAUGCUAGCCCCUGUCCGGAGUGGCUCGGCCAGGCUCGUCCUUUCCCCUGCAUCGUUGGGAAGAUGGAUUCCUUCUGCUUUGCCUGCUUUCAGAAGGAAGAGCUCCAGCCCUUGCAGCUCAGCAGCGUGACAAUGAGUGCGGGCUCCAUUGAUCAGGAGCCAUCACGCAAGCUGGCCUGCUGUGGGGUGCCCCUCAUCACCGAGGACAUGCAGUCGCUGGCUAUCCGGACACUCUCGGGCACGGACAUCAACAAACACUAUGACCUCAUCCGAGAGCUGGGCAAGGGAACGUAUGGCAAGGUGGAUCUUGUCUCCCACAAGAGCACAGGCACCAAGAUGGCGCUGAAGUUUGUCAACAAGAACAAGACCAAGCUGAAGAACUUCCUGAGAGAGUUCAGUAUCACCAAUACGCUUUCCUCCAGCCCCUUCAUCAUCAAGGUCUUUGACGUGGUCUUUGAGACAGAGGACUGCUAUGUCUUUGCCCAGGAAUAUGCCCCUGGCGGAGACCUCUUCGACAUCAUUCCUCCACAGGUGGGACUACCAGAGGACAUGGUAAAACGCUGUGUCCAGCAGCUGGGUUUAGCGCUCGACUACAUGCACAGCAAAAACCUAGUUCACCGGGACAUCAAGCCAGAAAACGUGCUCCUUUUUGACCGCGACUGCCGGCGCGUCAAGCUGGCCGACUUCGGCAUGACCCGCAAGGUGGGCUGCCGGGUGAAGCGCAUCAGCGGGACCAUCCCCUACACAGCGCCCGAAGUGUGCCAAGCCGGCCGGGCGGAGGGCUUCACCGUGGACACCAGCAUUGAUGUCUGGGCCUUUGGGGUGCUCAUUUUCUGCGUGCUGACGGGCAACUUCCCCUGGGAGGCAGCCUCCGCCUCGGACACCUUCUUCGAGGAGUUUGUGAGGUGGCAAAAGGGGCGCCUGGCGGGCUUGCCCUCUCAGUGGCGUCGUUUUACGGACAAUGCAUUGCGCAUGUUCCAGCGCUUGCUGGCCCUCGACCCGGAGAAACGUUGCCCCGUGAAGGAGGUCUUCUUCUUUAUCAAAUACGACCUGAUGUCGGAGGUGCGUCGCCGUCCUUCUUACCGUUCCCGCAAGCACACCGGAGACAAGCUCUCUGCCGGCCCUCACCGCCACGAGACGCCCAGCUCCUGCACCCCAACUCCGCUCAAGAGGACCAUCCUGACGGAAGGCAGCGUCUCCCGGCUGUCUGCCUCAGAUUCCGGCCUUGCCUCCCCGGCGGGAGGGAACAGAACUGACGGGCGUCAGGACAAAGGCAAGGGCCAAAUGGUGCUGGCCACAGCCAUCGAGAUCUGCGUCUGACCAGGGCGUGGCAGGCCCCCUCAGUGCCUCACAGCCUGCCAUUGAGACGUCAGCACUGCAGCGUCCUCUCCUGCGCCAGGAUGAGGUGCGUGCCGAGAAUCCUUUUCUCUGGAAAGGGCCCGGGGUCCUCGUUUUUCAAAGAAAAAAAGCAAAACACCGUGACGUCAAAGACGAUUCACAUUGUACUCCACUGUUAACCCUAAGGAUGCAGUAGGUAUCGUGUUGAUGCAUUCGAUGAAGACCUUCCUCACACGGGGACUGGGAGCCAGGAGCUGAGCUGAGGGACUUGAUUGGCUGGCCACUGGCAGGGACGACGGAACGCGGCGUGACAAGGGUGGGUGGGGCAUUUGGCGAACUCACUCCGCAAUUCUGAAGGCCGGAAGGACUGCUCUUGCCAGAAAGUUGGGCCUUCUUUUUGCCAGCGGGGGGGUGGGAGUAGAUUUCGGAUGGUUUCUAUUUUGAGGGGGAGGGAGGGGGAACCAUUGCCAAGAAAUAAUAAUAAUGACAAGCGGGGUAUACAUUGGGGAGGUUGAAGGAGAGAGACGUGGGUCAGAGCAGCCUUAUGGGGUCUCCUUCCUUCGCAGGAUUGGCGGGCUUACUGGGCUAUAUAGGGCAGAUGCUGGACACGGAGGCUAGCGCUGGUUCCUUGGUUCAUUUGGAUCCCUCCAAAGGCAGCAAGUGGGGCUUGAUGCUGAGUGUUGCCUCUAAGGCUCACCUGGUUGACUGUGCCCAGCUCAAGUGCCUGGCACCUCUUGGCCGCGGAGGCAACUCCUCAGAGAUGAGGCCAAUGACCUCAGAACACCGGGAGAGAUCAAAACCGUCAGGGAGGCCUCAUGUCCGGUUAGCGUUGACCCUCGCUCUGAUUUCAGUGGGGUGGGGUGGGGUUGGACUCUGGGCCGUGUUCAUAGUACAGUGGGGCUGAGGUGGCCUGGCCACCUUCUGGGAUGGUUCACAUUAGCUACUGGGUUUAGAAGGGUGCGGGGACAUAAUUUGGCUAAAAUUGGGGGGAGUCCGGAUGCGGGCCUGUGGAUACCUUUUCUCUCUAUAGUUUGGGUGCAGGUGCUGAAGUGCGGAAGGGGAAUGCUGGCCUGAAGUGGCCAAUGGCAUCCUCUCUUCCUUGGGAAAGGUAGUGUGGCGUAGUAGCGCUUCUGAGUAGUACCACCCCCGUGCGGCUGAAGGCCAGAGGAGCGCUGGGAUCCCUCAGUGCUGCCGCCAGGGAAGCUAUUGGUGCCACCGAUGUAGCAAGUGUCUCCCAUGUCGUGUGUGUGCACGUGUGUGUCCGUGUCUUCUGUGGUUGUCUGGUCAGCUGUCGCUGUCUGCUGUGUGGCCAUCAUCCCUCAGGAAAGAGAGACGUCCGCUUGCUCCUGCGGCUGAAUGACAGGGCAGGUCACUCAGGCCUAGCUGCGAGGAGGGCCGAGAGGCAGCCAUUUUGUGUGGGAACUUUGGUCAUAACAGAGAACCUGUAUGGCGUGGUGUGUGUGUGUGUGAGGGGGAACUUCUGGCGGGAGCACUAGUUCCGCGGGGGCCCCAUGACUCAGACCGUCCUGGCUGGCUGAAAAAAACAGACGAAGUUUAAGGAGUUAGCAUCCUGGGUAGCCAAAAUCUAAGCGGUACCCUCUGCCUAAAGGGCACUCUCAGUGGUCUGACACCAAGGGCUCAUUUCAUACAACUGUAUCUGCUUUUUUUGACCCGCUUGGGGGUUGUGGCACUCCACAAGGACUGUCUCUUGCGGGGGGUGGGGAGUAUGGGUGAGGGAAAGCCGUUCUGCCCUUUUUUAGAGCUAACCCAGUAUGACAGCCCAACUGGGCUGAUAAACUACAGUGGGUCCUGGUGGUAAGAUAGUCCGGCAGCUGGUUAACUGUCAAGGCGCUGGUAUCCGGGCCAGUGGGAGCACAGCAUCAGCCCCGAUAGUGAGAAAGCCAGGCCACGCACCCCAGAGUCAGGGCUACUGCCCUUGAGGCAAGUUGCAGGCAGAAGAGAUUAUGUAGAGAGGUUCGCUUUCCAUUAAACCAGGGCUCAGGAGGCACCGUGAGGAAUUUUUCUACCCUCACAAAAGGCUCGUACCAAUGAGACCCCCUCCAGCAGUCACCAAGGGCUUAGACCACUACUGACCUCCCUUCGCUGUUGACUUGAUCCACGUUGACCUGUGGGAAGGCCCUUCUCCUGUGAGGCAUCAGCAGUCACCCCUUGAGCGCCGCUGCUUUGGGGGGCGUUCACCAAGAGGAAGGCGGCCAUCUUGUGAGGCCAAGUUGGUCCUGUCUUGUCCCUUUGCCCACUUGUUCUCCACUUCCGUGCCCCUGCACAGGAGAAUGUGGAAAUGGACAGAGAAACCCAACUCAUGUCCUUCAUAAUCAUGGGCAGCACUGUCAUCUCUCCUCCAUACCAGUCCGUGGAGACACCAGGGGUGUGCGUGCGUGUGUUGUGUAUGUUUGUGUUGAACCCAGCUCCUCCCUAAAGGCUCCAUCCUUUCAGCACAAAGGGCUAUAAUGCUAUUUCUGAAGCAACAGCAGUUUACAAAAAAGCAUUUUUUUAAAAAAGAGCGUAAAUAAAUAAAUAAGGCCGACACGAGGCGGCCUGCCUGCCCUCUCUCCCUUCCCGCCUUUCCCAACUGGAGAAAGGAAGGUGGUAAUCCAUCCCCACAAGGGAGCUGGUUCUUUACAGAGUGUGUGUGUGUGUGUGUGUGUGUGUGUGUGUGUGUGUGUGUGUGUGUGUGAGAGAGAGAGAGAGAGAGAGAGAGAGAGAGAGAGUGUGUGUGUGUGUGUGUGUGUGUGAGAGAGAGAGAGAGAGAGAGAGAGGGGGGCAAGGGUGUGUUGACAUUCAUGCACACCCUUGCCAAACGCAUCGAGCCCCGUUGUCUGUACGUGUCGGAGUUUGACCGUGCACAACCUGCCGACCGCAUCACCAUCAAACGGGAUUCUUAUGAGGUGUGGGGGUGGAGGGGAAGUGUGAGGGACACCAACUAACUGCCUUCUCUGAUGCCCUAGCCCUCCUUUUUCGGGGGGCACCACGUAUCCCGGCCUUGGUUGGCGCGACCCGACAGAUCCCCCGUCUCGCGCACCUCUUCACAUGUCCGUUUCCGCUUAUUGAUCCGUCUGUCGUGACAGUCCGCGUCUCGAGUCUUCUGGGGAGAACGCAGCCGUUCUGCUCCCCUCCCUCUCGGCAGUGUCCCGUGGCCUCGUGCAUGGGAGUGCAGCCGACACUAGAUCUUUUUUUUAGAAAUAGGCGUUGCACAGAUUUUAGGUAUUAGCCGCAAUUUCUCCUUUUUGCCUUAGGUCCAAACUGUCCUUGAUCUUUUGUGCAAUAAUGUAGAUAAGCAUUAAGAACA